GUGUGUGGAUUUCGAUCAUCGCUGAUUCCAGACCCCCUCGGAUCCAAGGGGAAUCGAACACAACCUUGAAGUUCCGAACAAGCCCCAGCGCUCAAACGUCUCGCCCUUUUACCGUUUGGCCCUGAAGUUCAGACGCCUCGUUCCGUAAUCGCCCAGCCGUCCCCGUUUCCCUCUCGUUCCGAAUAGCCGAAAAGGAAACCUGGACACUGGCGGGCUGCUAUUUUUCUUCGAAGCAGGCGAGUACCUUUGAGAAGGUCGUGUCCUCCGACUGAAUGCGGUUUUCCCCAUCUCGAAUUCGACUUCUCGGGAUUCUCUGUAGAAAUCUCUUGUGCCCAUCUCGUGAUUUGGUGCAGAAGCCGUCGAUUGGGCAUGGAAUCGGAGCCCUUGGUCGUGGAUAUCUUUUCCUCCGACGAUGAGGAGACUUGCCAGCGUUCCGCAAUCAAUUGGCCCUAUGACCUGAUCGGCAAUGGCGUCGGACCCGACGGAGUGGAAGCCGUUGGAGAGUUGCCCCCUUGCCUUCCUAUCAAGCAGAAUCAGCGUCACUCGGACGACAAGUUCUCGUCCUACUCUCUUUGUUCGGAGCAAAGUUGCGUGUCCGAGUCGGAAAGCAAUUCAGAUGAUGAUUGCUUGAUUCUGGAUGGCGACCCUGACAAGCCUAAUGCGACCAUGGAGAAGAAUUGCGACGGUUCGGGUGAUUUGGUCGUCAUCAGUGAGAAGGGGCAGGUAGCUUGCAGGGACUUUCCUCAUCCACGGCAUUUAUGUGUCAGGUUUCCUUUCAAGACCUCACCGCAUGAGAAACACUGUGAUUUGUGCCAUUGCUAUGUCUGUGAUUCACCUGCUCCAUGUGUUUACUGGGGUACUGGUUUUUCUUCUGGUGACCAUUGCCAUUCGUCCGACAGUGAAGAGAAAUGGAGAACCCAAAGGAAAGCCUUCAGAUUAGCGCAGCUUCCAUCUGCAAUUUCAAGCAAGUCUAUGGAGACUGCACUUUCCAGGGUUUCGUCUCCGUAUAGUCCUGGAUACCCACUUUCACCAUCUUCAUCUACAAGUAUUAAUUCGGUUCCAGUGCAAUCCCCCGUCUCCAGAGCAAGUAGGCAUGGUUCUUCACCUUCCAGUAAUUCUGUGGCGCAUCCUACAAGUAUCACAGGCGACAAACGUGGUAACCAAUCACCGUUGAGCAAUAGCAAGAACCGGUUUGUGCAGUCCAGGAGAAGAAACAUAAAGGAAUUGACCCAGAAGGUACCAUGUGCUACACUAAGCAGGCUGCAGAAGCAGCAAAACUACUGUUCUUCCCGAUUUGUACCUAUUGCUGCAACACUCACUCAAGCCAUAAACUGUGCACGUAAUUAUGGUCAGAAGACAGUGACACCCAUAGCACAGGAAAAUCAUCGACCCUUGCUGAGGCCAUCUGACAGAUUUUACCUUAGAAGAAUAGAGCAUUUUCUUUUAAGUGAUGAUGAUUUGAAUGCAGAUGACUCGCAGAACCUUAGGUUGAGCGGUAACAGCACCCACGACUGGGGAAUUCUGUACUCAACCUGCAGAAAUGACAAUGCAAGCAACCCAUCUUUAGCAUCUCAUCCCACACAUGCAUGCCCGCUCGCAGGUUCCAGCACAACAAGGUCGGGAUGUGGGUCUUCUAACACAACAAAGUCGGCAUCUUCUUUUGGUUCACAGUUCCAGACAAAUACACCAGAAGACUGUCAAACUCCCACUGGAGGUAUGGUAGAUCCACCAGGAUCUGGCUCGUAUUGGGUAACUGAUACUGCACCAUUUGCAUCUCCAUCUUCGCCUCCUGACCUUCUGAAUCUAGAUCUACCGAAGAUUAUGGAUGCUGUGCUGUCUGAUCCUUGUAAUUCCAGGAUCACAAGUGGUGUAGCUGAGUCUCAAAUUGAAGCAACUGUUUUCGAAUCUCAGUCCAAUAACAGAGAUUUGGUUAUAGGAGAACUGAACUAUCGCCCACCUGAUUCGCUGUUAGACCCAUAUACUAUCGGGCUGAUACAGGAAGCACAUGGCAAUGGUAACUGGUAACUGAAUGGCUUGUAGACUGGGAUUACUAAAUGUUUUUCCUGCUUCUGUUGAUUCUAGGUCUCUUCUUGGUUUGGAAUUAUGUAAAUAGCAGGUUUGGGCAUUUCUGUAUUAUUUUGCAAUGCCGAAUUCUGCUUUGAUGUAUAUGAUACCGAGUGACUAAUCAUCACGUUCUCUAGGCGCUGCGAAGAUGUGAUUUGUAAUUGUCUAAUGGUUUGUAUUGCACGACUGUAGAGGAACUUUUGCAGUUCCACAACAGAGCCUUGAGUUUCAUUGUACAUGGUUAUUUUACACAUAUGACAAACUGAAGUUGAGAAUGUUUUUUUCUA
Molecule: messenger RNA, 2351 nt
Organism: Nymphaea colorata (pocket water lily)
Lineage: Eukaryota; Viridiplantae; Streptophyta; Magnoliopsida; Nymphaeales; Nymphaeaceae
Exons: 3
Coding region: 370-2025 (551 amino acids)
Source: RefSeq, a predicted model, not a curated record